Messenger RNA from Dioscorea cayenensis subsp. rotundata (Guinea yam), 1098 nucleotides. RefSeq lists its product as uncharacterized. Lineage: Eukaryota; Viridiplantae; Streptophyta; Magnoliopsida; Dioscoreales; Dioscoreaceae. Bases 31 to 720 code for a protein of 229 amino acids. The record is from RefSeq and is a predicted model, not a curated record. Gene Ontology annotation, molecular function: aminoacyl-tRNA deacylase activity. The transcript is spliced from 5 exons.
UUAGGGCAAGAAGACGAGAAGAACCAAGCCAUGGAUUCUCUGGAGAAGCUCGAGACCCUGCAAGCACGCAUCCUCCAUCGCAUCACCGAGCUAGAGAUCUCCCUCUAUGGUCAGCAGCUCGCCUCCGUCUCCCUCUCCUCCAAUGACUCCACAGCCCCUGCCGGCGACACCAUGGACUCGCGCCUCACUGCCAUCCUGAUUGCCCUCGGCGUCGAUGAUUUCUUGUUCAAGCGCGUCCCUUUCGACUACUACGACCGCUCCCUCGAGUCCAGGAGGGACAUCCUCGGCGCUCCCUCCAUCGAGCACCUCUGCAAAAGCAUCGUCUUGGUGAAUACCCAAGCUCCGGCUAGUGUUACUGAUUGUAGUGAUCGCAAUAAUUCAAAAUAUUAUGUUGUUGUCAUUCAGUAUAUGGCCCGGCUUAAUGCUGAAAAUAUUAAGAAUUUUCUCUAUGCACUCAAUGACCGAAAGAUACCAAAGAAAAGAUUCAACUUUAGGCUUGCUCCAGAGGAGGAUUCAUAUGAACUGACUGGAUAUGGGCAUAAUGCUGUGACAUGCUUCGGCUCGAAAACAAACAUUCCGGUUAUCUUGGAUGAAGCAAUCACAAAGCUGGAACCGAAUUUCUUCUGGCUGGGCGGCGGGGAAGUCGAUCUCAAGCUGGGGAUCAGAACACCUCAAUUCAUAACUGCCAUUAAACCCUUCAUUGUGAGCUGUAGCACAUGAAGCACUUCCGAUUGUCGAUAACUAUCAAUCUCAACCAUUGGAUCGCACAGUUAAAUUCUUCAAUUCACAUUCAAACUGGGGAUUAGAGAGGAGCAUGUCUGUCUUUUUUGCAGCAGACUUCACUUUCAUGCCACUCUUCUAUUCACACCAAAUUGUUUAUUUAUUGGAAGUUUCAAUUGGAAGAGUAAAUUGCUGAUUGUUUUAUGUGUCUAGGAGGAGACAUUUUUGAAAUCCAUCAUUUUAUUUGUCCCAAAAUUAACUUUGUAUAUUACAAGCACCCUGUAAUUCGUGCCCUAAGUGCACAUGAUUUGCCCUAGGGUUUCAUAUUAAAUUGAGAAUUCUACAUUGAUUCAUUGAAGAGCUAAAUUAAAUGGAUUA